UCGAAUUUAUACGGAGAAGGAGGAAAACAAUCGACCUGUCAAGAUUUAUUUUACGUAAAUAACGUUGUUCCUGCUUCCUGCUAUAUUUUAAAGUAACAUUACAGCAGCUCGACUAUUCGAAGAAUAAGGAGAGCUAUCUUAGUCACCCGAGCGUUGGCGUCGGCGUAGCCACUUACGUUAAAGUUUUAAAAAAUCUUGAUUCUCAGCAAAAUGGAAAAGGCUGUGACUUUAUAUCGAGACCUUGUACAGUAUGCUUCUACCAGCUACAUUGGUAUCAGUAAGCCAGACUCUGCUGGCAGCAUCAAGAUUCGUGCUGGACAGACACAGCGUGACCUUGAGAGAGCAGAAAAGGUCAAGUUUGCAAGGUCAUAUAUGGUCAAGACCAAUGGGGAUGUGUGUGAUGUGGUAUAUGAAUCCAGUCCUGAAGAACUUAGUAAUGAAAUUUGGAAUAAAGAGUCCCCCUCGGGCAAGUACCGGGCCGUGAUGAGGAAGGUCACAGACAAGAAGAAAGAAGACAAGUACUUUCUCGAGGUGUGGAACCAGUCAUGUAAAACAUUGAAUGUAGAUCUACUGGCAUCAGAAAAACACGGCAAAGUCUAUGAUAAAGAUGGCUCCUUUGGGUGCCUUGAGUGGUCAAGAAAAGAAGAUAAGAUUUUGUAUAUAGCUGAGAAAAAGUACAAGUCUGUCUCCUACUUUGCCAAGGAGAAAAAAGCCGGAGACAAGGAGGAAAUUGUGAAGGGCGAAGAGUACUUGUUCCGGGAGGAGUGGGGGGAGGGGCUUGUGGGUAAACACCACGCCCAACUGUGCGUCCUUGACCUUGACACCCAAGAAGUCACUGUGCUAGAAAGUAUGCUGUAUAAUGUAUCAGUGGCCUAUGCACGCUGGGCCCCUGAUGAUAAAGGGAUUGUGUUCACGGGCUGGCACGAGGACCCCUACAGACUCGGGCUUAUAUACUGCCCCAUGAGAAAGAGCAGCAUAUUUUAUUUGAACUUUGAGACAACAGAGUGUGUGUUGUUGAGUGAUGCAGAGAUGUCGUCAAGGUACCCGGUAUUUUCCCCCGACGACGACAGUUUCGUGUACCUUCAGAACAAGAUUGGGGGCCCACACAUGCAGUGUAGCUCUCUCAUGAAGUUUGAUUGGAAGGCAGGAGAAAAUACAACAGUAGUUGAGGUGGUAAAAGAUGCACCAAAUGAUGACUUUCCUGGCAUCUACACAGUGACCCUGCCAGAAAAUUGCUGGUGUGCAGACGGACGGAGAGUUGUGAUGAAUACUGUUUGGAGGACUAAGGACUCAGCCAUUGUUGUGGACACACAGACUGGCAAUGUCACCAGGCUGCCAACAGUGGAUGGAUGCUCCCUGACUGUACAGAAUGUCCAAGGCAAUGUCGUUGUGGCAGAGUGCUCCUCCCCAGCACGUAGAAACUUCCUGGUUGUUGGCUGUUUCCCAGCUGCUGGAAAAGAGGAAACUAUGGUGUGGUGUGAACUGGGAACUAACUCUGGAAAGUUCGAAGAUGUAGACUGGAAAGUUAUCGAGCAUGUCCCUACAGCAGAGAGACAAAAUGCUAGAAACAGCACAUUAAAGUAUUCCAGUAUCCUGAUGUACCCCACUUUUGACCAGAGCUUUGAUGAGAAAAAGUUGCUGGUAUUUCCACAUGGCGGUCCACAUUCAGCCUUCACAACAGCAUUUCAGAUAGCAUCAACAUUUCUCUGCAAAUUAGGCUUUUCUAUACUGAUGGUGAACUACCGCGGCUCCUGUGGUUAUGGGAAUGACUCCAUCUACUGUCUCCCAGGACUCUGUGGUGAUCAGGAUGUCAAAGAUGUGCAGAGUGCAGCAGAAGAAGUUAUCAAAAAGGAGAACUUCCCUGAGAACAGAGUGGUCAUUUGGGGAGGCUCCCAUGGGGGAUUCCUGACCUGUCAUCUCGUGGGACAGUAUCCAGACUUCUAUAAAGCAGCAGUAUGCAGAAAUCCGGUGAUAGACAUCGCCACUAUGGUUGGCAGCUCUGACAUUCCAGAUUGGAGCCAUGUUGAGAGUGGCAUCAAGAACUUUGACCAUUCAACCAUUCCAAACCCUAAGACCCUGGAAGCUAUGUGGACAUGUUCUCCACUCCAGUAUGUUGACCAGAUCAAGGCGCCUGUGAUGAUAAUGAUCGGCAAGGAUGAUCUACGAGUACCUACUAAACAGAGUUAUGAGCUCUACAAGGCACUCAAGUCUAGAAACAAGACUGUCAGUUAUAUAGCAUACCCGGACAAUGGACACCCAAUUGUGAAGGUGGAUUCUGAGGCAGAUGCCUGUAUCAACAUCUACAAGUGGUUCACAGAACACCUCGUCUAGCCCACCUAACAAUGCCACCUGUUUUCAAAUGCAUCAUAAUAUAUAUAUUUACUGUGCCAUUUUUCCAUCGACCAGUGCGUCAUAAUACAUGUAUUUACUGUGCAAUUUUUCCAUCAACCAGUGCGUCAUAAUACAUGUAUUUACUGUGCCAUUUACCCAUCAACCAGAAAUUCAGAUCAGGGUACAACUGACUUUCUGUGAUUAUUUGAAAUCCUGUAAUAUAUAAUAUUAUGGACAUGCAUAAAUAUGAUUUGAAUAUGUUUUUUAUGUAUGUAGUAUUUAAAAAUGAUUCAACAAAUGUUUAAAUAUUUAAUGGGAAGUGGGAACAGGUAAUCUCCUUGAAAAAAAGUUAAAGGCUAAACCUAAAUAUUUAACCAGUGUUUAUAUUAAUCAGCUACAAGUCAUGUAUGAGUUGUCAAGUUAACCUGUUCAAUGUUUGAAACAAUCAUUUAUCAUUUUAUUGUAGUAUUUUGCCUUAAUUGAGGCUAUGCAGUAGUGUUUAAAAAUAAGAAAUGUAUCAUUGUCUGUCGGUUACUUUGAUAAACCAGUUGAAUUGAAGAAUUUGUUAGCUAUGCAUACUAAUUAAUUUUACAUGUUGUCAUAACUCUAGGUACAACUUAUCCCGUCAGGCUUUUUUCAUCAUUGUUAAAUAUCUUGAAGGAUUGUUAAGAAAGUUUAUGAAACUUUACAUAUGGGUACUACAUGAUAGACCAAAAAAAAAAUGUUACUCACGAGCUAAAUUAACCAUUCCAGGAGUUAUGCCCCUUAUUGGAAUUAUGUUAUAUUACUGCAAGCAUCUCGGGAUUUUCAACACUCAAAUGAUAGCUAUAUUAUGAUGGCUUUAUUAUGAGAUUGUGUCUUACUCUCAACCACAUCUGUCCUUAAAGUUCUGUGCAAUUUCAAUCAUACAAAAGCCAGUCAAUUACCUAUUUAUAAUGCCUGCUUCAAUAGCUUUACUCAUGGAUUUUCAUCUAGUCAGAAAAAAUCAUAUUUCCACAACUCUGACAGUAUUUAUUUAACAAUCGGAUGCUUAUUAAAAAAGUGAAACUGCA
This is a messenger RNA of Mya arenaria, 3383 nucleotides long. RefSeq names its product acylamino-acid-releasing enzyme-like. The coding region runs from base 211 to 2331 and encodes 706 amino acids. Gene Ontology annotation, biological process: proteolysis. The transcript has 23 exons. Gene Ontology annotation, molecular function: serine-type endopeptidase activity. NCBI's taxonomy places the organism in Eukaryota, Metazoa, Mollusca, Bivalvia, Myida, Myidae. The record is from RefSeq and is a predicted model, not a curated record.